Prorocentrum cordatum is the source of this 676-nucleotide messenger RNA. NCBI's taxonomy places the organism in Eukaryota, Dinophyceae, Prorocentrales, Prorocentraceae. The record is from the annotation of a GenBank genome assembly.
GCCAGGAGGCGCCGAGGGCCCCCCGGCGGGCGCCCCCGGCGGCGGCGGGGAGCCCCCGGGCCGGGAGCCCGGCGGCGGGGCCGGGGCGGGAGACGACGACUCCGAGCUCGAGAUCAUCUGCGUCUCGGAAGGCCCUGGAGUGGUCGCGGCGGGCGGCAGAGACGCCGACGGAGGCGCGGGGCGGCAGCCGCGGCGGCUCCGGCGGCGGCCUGGCUUUCGCCGGGCGCCGCGCCUCGCGGGGCAGGGCGUGCGACCUUGGGGGGGGGGGGGCGGGCCGUGGAGGAGCAGCACCCCAGCAGCCGAGGUCAUGGCGCUGUCUUGCUGCGCUUCUCGGGGAGCGGGUGCUUCGGGAGAGGCUGGCAGCGCGCGGCUGCCGCGGCGGCGGCGGCGGAGCGAGCGUCCCCUGAGCCGGAGGAGCCGCUGUGGACUCCAGACGGCGCGGGGAACUUGACCCACUGGUGCGCGGAGUCCAGGCGCUUGUUCCUCUGGCAGGACCCCUUGCUGCCGUCGCUCGCGGGAGGCCAACGGCGGAGGAGAGAGCGCCGCUGCUCGUGGGCGCGCUGGAGGUCUGAGCGCCUGGCGCGCGCCUCGCGCGCCUCUCGCGCCCCGCGGCGGCAGGCCCAGGGGGGGGGGAGGGGCCGCCACUGUGCCCGUGGAGAGCCGCACGAGAGCCCGG